This is a messenger RNA of Cylindrotheca closterium, 645 nucleotides long. Lineage: Eukaryota; Bacillariophyta; Bacillariophyceae; Bacillariales; Bacillariaceae. The record is from the annotation of a GenBank genome assembly.
AUGGUCAGCAAAGAAGCAUUCCUCCCCGUCGCUACUGAAGAAAGUGCGGACUUGGAAGUCCCCAUGUACUCUCCUGAGGUUCCACCAUCCGAAUUUGGCAUGUCUUCGGCUCAUAACAAUAACGCCACUCAUGCCACUGGUAUUACUGGCGAACACGAACAACAUCUGUAUUGCAAUUAUUGCUGUGAUACUCGCCGGGCAGUCUUGGUAGUCAAUGUCAUUAGCAUAGUGAUUAACUUGGUUGUGUUGUUGGUUGUGAAUGUGGGAUUCAAUUUCAUCAUUAACAACCCCGACGAAGUCGAGAAAGACAUGACGGAGGAAGAAAAGGCAAACUUGGAACAGGCAUUGCAUUCUGGUUAUCUGGAAAUGGUCGAAGCCAUGACGGACGCCUUUUUGGUAUUGUCCAUGGCCAUGCAUGGUUGCGGCAUUUUUGGCGCACUUAAAUUCAAAAAGUGGGCUGUGGCCACUGCUGGUUCUGCCUAUGCCAUUAGUUUUGUCCUUCACUUGAUGGGAGGGUCCUUUAUCAAUGUUAUCCUUGCAGGGGUAUUGGGAUAUCCUCAUUAUUUCUUUAUUAAGGAAAUCAACGAGGGUAUCAUGUCCGAUUACAAUUACCACAAUGUGGCCCACUGCUGUGGUGGAAAGUAA